AUGACUUUUAUCGCUUUUGGUAAUCACACCGUCCGUAAUUUGCUCCACUCUCCUUAUUUUUCUUUCAAAAAAAUACUUUUGCGAACCGAACACCACCAAGACAAAGAAUUAUUACAAGUUUUAAAACAAAAACAAAUACCUUAUCAAUUGUUAGAUAAAGAACAAUUUUCCCGUUACAGCACCGAUAAAAAAAACCAAGGCAUAGUGGCUUUUAUUCGGAGUUAUGAUUAUGUUUCGCUUACUUCUUUGUUAUCUUGUAAGCCAAGAGGUAAGUUUCCUUUAAUUAUCAUGUUGGAUGGCAUUGAAGACCCUCAUAAUUUUGGGGCCAUUUUGCGGACGGCUGCGGCUCUUAAUAUUGACGGGGUAAUUAUUGCCAAAAAAAAUCAGGUGCCAGUUAAUAGCACGGUGGUUAAAGUUUCUGUGGGGGGAGUAGCCCAAGUGCCGGUCUGUCAAAUUGCCAGUCUGCCCGAAGCACUAAAUGAGUUAAAAAAAAACGGCUAUCAAAUUAUUGCUACUAUUU
This is a messenger RNA of Racocetra persica, 520 nucleotides long. The record is from the annotation of a GenBank genome assembly. Lineage: Eukaryota; Fungi; Glomeromycota; Glomeromycetes; Diversisporales; Gigasporaceae.